Brienomyrus brachyistius is the source of this 9715-nucleotide messenger RNA. RefSeq names its product xenotropic and polytropic retrovirus receptor 1a (gene xpr1a). Lineage: Eukaryota; Metazoa; Chordata; Actinopteri; Osteoglossiformes; Mormyridae. The transcript is spliced from 15 exons. Gene Ontology annotation, biological process: cellular response to phosphate starvation; phosphate ion transport. Gene Ontology annotation, molecular function: inositol hexakisphosphate binding. Bases 366 to 2447 code for a protein of 693 amino acids. Gene Ontology annotation, cellular component: Golgi apparatus; cytoplasm; plasma membrane. The record is from RefSeq and is a predicted model, not a curated record.
GUGUGUCUGCGCCGUGACGCAGCGGCUGUUUACGGGAUACGAUGGCGGUCGGUGUCCCCACCACUAAGAGACAGACGACUUGCACGGACGGAUCAGCAGAUCAGCUGUGCCCGUAUCGUUACAGUGCCAUAUAGCGGUGUGAUCGGGGGAAGCGUCCUGUUGUAUGUGCGUUUUAAACGUCCUCAUAACCCGUGAAAUAAUAUGCGGGACGGGGAGUCUCCGGAGCACGGUAACCGGGACGAUAACGAGUCAAGCAGCGAGCACUACUGUUAAAGCACCGAGGCAUCCGCCGCCCCAGUAAUCAGCUUGCCCGAAAUAACCAGAGAGCGACCGGGGCCACGGAUUAAACAAGGCGAAGAGUAAGGAUGAAAUUCGCGGAGCACCUCUCGGCUCAUAUCACUCCGGAGUGGAGGAAGCAGUACAUCCAGUAUGAGGCAUUCAAGGAGAUGCUGUAUGCGGCCCAGGACCAGGCCCCCUCCAUAGAAGUCACAGAUGAAGACACUGUCAAGAGGUAUUAUGCUAAAUUUGAAGAGAAGUUUUUUCAGACAUGUGAGAAGGAACUUUCCAAAAUCAACACAUUUUAUUCAGAGAAGCUGGCGGAGGCCCAGAGGAGGUUCGCCACGCUUCAGAAUGAGCUUCAGUCUUCUCUGGACGCCCAGCGGGAAAGCAGUGCACCAGGCCUGCGGCGGCGACGCAAGACCGUGUUCCACCUCUCGCACGAGGAGCGCGUCAAGCACCGCAACAUCAAGGACCUCCAGCUGGCCUUCAGCGAGUUCUACCUCAGCUUGAUCCUCCUGCAGAACUACCAGAACCUGAAUUUCACUGGUUUCCGGAAGAUCCUGAAGAAGCAUGACAAGAUCCUGGAGACGCAGCGGGGCGCUGACUGGCGCGUGGCCCACGUGGAGGUGGCCCCCUUCUAUACCUGCAAGAAGAUCACACAGCUGAUCUCAGAGACGGAGGCCCUGGUGACCACCGAGCUGGAGGGUGGCGAUCGGCAGAAGGCCAUGAAGAGGCUGCGAGUCCCCCCGUUGGGAGCUGCUCAGCCGGCACCAUCUUGGACCACCUUCCGUGUUGGGCUCUACUGUGGAGUCUUCAUCGUCCUGGCGGUGUCCUUCAUCCUUACAGGCGUUGUGCUGAUUAAGAACAGUAACAUCUGGCCCCUGGUUCGCCUUUACCGCGGCGGCUUCCUGCUUAUCGAGUUCCUCUUCCUACUGGGCAUUAACACCUACGGCUGGAGGCAGGCUGGGGUCAACCACGUGCUCAUUUUCGAGCUGAACCCUCGCAGCAACCUGUCCCAUCAACAUCUUUUUGAGAUCGCAGGGUUCCUUGGGGUGCUAUGGUGCAUCAGCAUCCUGUCCUGCCUGUACUCGGAGUACACCUCGCUCCCCAUGCAAGUGAACCCGCUGAUUCUGUACGGCUUCAUGCUCCUCUUCCUCGUUAACCCCCUCAAGACUGGUUACUACAAGUCCCGCUUCUGGCUGCUGAAGCUGCUGUUCCGUGUCUUCACGGCUCCGUUCCAUAGGGUGGAGUUUGCUGACUUCUGGCUGGCAGACCAACUCAACUCCCUGGUGUUUGUGCUGAUGGACCUGGAGUACCUGGUCUGCUUCUACAGCUUCGAGCUCAACUGGGGCGAGAAGACUGGCCUGCUGCCCAAGGGCCCCGAAGAAACAGUGUGUUACAACGAUGCGUACGGAGUACGCGCCAUCAUCCAGUGUCUCCCGGCCUGGCUCCGAUUCGUGCAGUGCCUGCGCCGUUACCGAGACACCAAGCGCGCCUUCCCCCACCUGGUCAACGCUGGCAAGUACUCCACCACCUUCUUCGUGGUCACCUUCAUGGCCCUCUACCACACCCACAAAGACCAAGGACACUCAGACGCUGAGAUUUUCUUCUACCUGCUCAUCGUCUUUUCGGUGAUCAGCUCAUUGUACACACUAAUCUGGGACCUCAAGAUGGACUGGGGUCUGUUUGACCGCAAUGCUGGGGAGAACACCUUCCUGCGAGAGGAGACUGUUUACCCACAGAAGGCAUAUUACUAUUGCGCCAUAGUAGAGGAUGUUAUACUGCGCUUUGCCUGGACCAUUCAGAUCUCCCUGACCACCAUGAAUAUCAACCCCUCCUCUUCAGAAAUGCUGGCCACCAUCCUGGCCCCCCUGGAGGUCUUCAGGCGCUUCGUGUGGAACUUCUUCCGUCUGGAGAACGAACACCUGAACAACUGUGGCGAGUUCCGGGCGGUUCGCGACAUCUCGGUGGCGCCGCUGAACGCGGACGACCAGACACUGCUGGAGCAGAUGAUGGACCAGGAGGACGGAGUCCGCAACCGGCAGGGCAAGAAAAGCUGGAAGCGGAGCUGCAGCCUGUCCCUGAGACGCCCGCUGCUGUCCUCACAAUCAAAGAUUCGAGACACGAAGGUGCUGAUAGAGGACACCGACGACGAGGCCUUCACAUGAGCCCUCGGCACCUCUCUGCCACGCAGGGCCACGCCUCCUCUCCAGCUGUCCAAUCACUAAGCAGCCUCUCUGCACCUUACACACACAGCGACAGAUGCAGCAACAUACACACCCUCACUGCGGCAGACAUACUGCUCAACACAGAUACCCAAACACCCCUCAGACAGACAUCGCAGGGAGAUACAAACAAAACUAACAAACAAAAGGCACACACAGAAAAACACUCAGAAAGGCUUCGAUUUUCUGGGAUGCUCUUUGAUUUCUUCAGUUUCACAUCUCUGGUUUAUUUAUCAGACAAGUUAUUUUAACAUGCGUCAGUAUAAAUCAAGUGACUGUUUACAAACAUUUCUAAGUAUCAGGAUCAAGAAGGAAGAGGCAUUCAAUAACUGGAGGACUGAUAUUACCAGAACCCCAAGCAUGGACUCAGAAGCUGGACAACAACCAAGGCCCUUACAGACAAAACACUGGUUCAUACUGGUUUAAGUCUUUUUUGAUUUUUAAUUUUAAAUGUCUUCGGUAAGUUGCUAUCAAGUCAGUGUACAGCCCUGGCUGCACUUGCAGGAAAAGUGCGGUUUAGAUUAAAAAAAAAAUAAGAAAAAAAACAAAAAAAGCUAUAAAUGUACUUCAUAUGUGAAGGUGCUUUAUUUUUAUUUUUUUAAUGUACAUUUUGUUAAUUUUCUAGACAUUUUUGUCGUUAUUUAUGAAAGCUAUAGCCUCUGCGAAACACCUUGAUCUAUAGCAUCUGCGCCGACGUCGAGCUGAGAAGGUGGCGCCGUGGACUAACCCUCCUGCCACGCUUCUCAGGAAGUGGCUACCUUUCCUGUUCAGGUGUUUAAAAGCUUUUACGUGGCGCCCGGUUGACACCAGUCCCAGAAAGCGAUUCCUUCUGGAACAAACCCGUCGCUCCUCUAAACCAAAGAUGGGUCAGGCUUCACUCCUUGAGGAAUCCAUUUCUUUAAGAUCAUUAGAUUUUAAAACGGCUGUCACCUCAGUUAGUAGCAAAUAGAAUUCUAUAAUAUAUUCUUGUUGUGAAUCGGAAUGGGAAAACAGCUAAUUACCAGCUAUAUUGCUAAAGUUUAAAGAUAACUGGAAAAGGGCGUUGACUUCCUUUUAAUGAAGAUUUAAAAACAAACCGUUUGCUAAAACAUUGUAUUCACUUUGGGGUGAGUUUCACAAAGCCUUCUUAACGCUACGACGUUCGUGAUUUCUGUGUUAAGAGAUGUUUUACUUACGAACGAUGUAGAGUUAAGAAGGCUUCGGGAAGCUCACCCUCAGUCAGGCCUUCCGAAGAUUGGUGCUGAAUGACUGUUUUUGACAUCUCUUCUUCAAACGAGUCAGGUUAGCACUGCUCAGAGAGGCAUUACCGGGCCCUGUGAUGUCGGUUGACUCAUUAAUCUGUACAUUUAAGUUGCCUUAGAAGAGUGGCCAGCUUACUCUGUGCUCAGACUUCAGUAAACCUUACCUGUUUAUGGUGCAUUCUGCUUAGAAUGUUGCUCGUCUGGUUGCUGAAACACUUUUUAAUGAGGUUUUUCCCAUUGAAAAAUGGUUGCUCUUUUUAAAGGUCUGACAUCUUUGCCAGCCCACAGUGGCCAAGGAGAUGCUGUCUGUCUAUGAGCUGCAGGCAGGUCUGAACUGGCUGCCCGCGUUUGAAGACUCAGAUGCUUGUCAUCGUUGCACGUUGUCACAUCCAGGGAUGCCUUGUGUUUUCCCCUACAACCGUGGCCACUGUUCCUGAAGGUGUAGCAUCACGGACCAAACUUGUAGCUGUGGAUAUGAAUCAUUUCUGCAUAGGAAAUUAAUUCAACUGAUCGAUUCACUUGAUUGUUGCAUUGUAGUUCUCAUCGUCCUUUUGUCAACAGUUUCAUUUUUUGAAUAACAGACUCUGCUUUUGCUAUGACCAGUUUUCUUCUUAAAUCAGGGCAUAGACAUGCUGCAUGUCUGAGUUUUCAAUGUUUUUGUUGAAUUUAUACAAAUGAUUGAAAAGGGGACCAAACUAUGACCCAGAGGAGUGUAUAUAAGAUGGGUUAUUCCUGAGGUUGUUCCCUCAAGUUGGCUUUACUGGGUCUAAUAUCUAUCCAUCUAUCCAUUCAUCAUCUAUCCAUUGGUUAGGGUCCCAGGGGGAGGGGCCUGUAACCAAUCCCAGGCUGUACAGGGCAAAAGGCUGAGGAAUCCAUUGGAUGCUUUUCUGUUUUGUAUUGUCUUGAAACACUCAGGACACUUCUCUUUGUUGAAACAUUCACUUUUAGGAUCUUUUCUAUGAUUUUUUUCACUCUGCGGACAAUGGUAAAUAUUUUGAAGCCUUGAAUAAGAAGGCUCUAUACCCGAAACGGGCCUGUCAAUUGAUGCCACCGUAAGAGCUUUUAAACACCGAAGGGAGGCGUCCUUCUCCAGCCUUUGGUCCUGGUAUGUUUCCACGAACACAGCUGGUACAGCUGCUGUCAGGUUUACGUCUCAUCCGAAGCUGAGGGCACGAUAGUGGGCACCCAUAUCGUGCCCGUUCUUCCCAAAACUCAGCGUCUGGAUGUCAAGCACUCCUACCACAAGCUACAGACGUAAGGUAGAAUCACAUUUCAGCAACAGCAAUAAAAAAAAAUCCUUUUGCAUACUUCAAAAGAUCUAGACUGCAAACUGCUCGGGACAGACUGGAGACAGAUGACAAUAGUCACAGAGGUACCUCUCAGAUUCUUUCUUCUUCCUGUGAUGAUUAAAUAUUGCCGUUGUCUUUUUAUACUGUUUUAAGAAUUUUUGCCAUAGAUACUGCACUACUUACCACAAGUCCUCUGUCUUAAAUCAAUGUAAUUAGCUGUACCUUAUGAAAACAAUCAUAGAAUUCCCCUGAAGUACGUUUACUGUAGUCCAUUUUAGCCAUCAUCCUUCUCGUCACAGGAAAAUAAGCACGUAAAGCAGAAAUCUGCCGUAUGUUUAACCGGCAUGGCUUACUAUGUCUCCGUCUUUGGUGUGAGUUACUUAUGCUUGACCAAAGUUAUCGAAGGAAUGAUUUUCUUGCUGUUUCAUGCUUGCUUCAACACUGUUCCCCUGAGUGUGGGGGGAGGAGGGUAAAUUUUAUGUCAGGCUUUACAGGAUUGGUGUUGAAACUUUUUUCCGUCCUCUACAGUCUCUACACGCUUUCCUCAGCUUUUGGCAUCAAUAUUCAAUAUUUCAGCUGAUAAAAAUACAAUCACAGGCAAAAUCAGUCUUGACCUCCUUAAUUAGGCCUGUCACCAUCCUUUAAGAUACUGUUAAUAAAGCACAUUACAUUGAUUUGAGCAGGAGAGUUUAAAGUAAAUUUCAUAGUUGGAGGUGAUUGUUUGUAAAGGAAGUAGCCUAUGGUGUCCAGCAUCCCAGUGUGUUCUUGUUUUGUGGGCCAUGGGAGGAAACUGGAACAAAAAAGGAAAGCUGGUCAUCUUCUCUUUAAACUCUGGGUUUUAGCAAUGCAUUGUGGGAAACUUCCUGAUCUGUCUUAAGCGAACACAGAGGGCGGGAUCCACAGCUUCUCUACGUCUAAAUGCUGCAGUGAUAUGGUGUCCAGGGCUGCAUUAGCUUAGCCUGAGACAUUUUUAAAAUGCGCUGGCAGGAGCAUGGAGAGAAAUGGAGGUAGAGGGGGAAUUAAUUUCCCCGGUUUAAUCGUCUUCUGUCAAUUAGAAGCAAUCUGCCUGUUGUGAUUCGAUUAGCGGAGCACUUGACAGUCCCCGGAAUGAAAUUCACAAGGACCUGCUGUGCUCCUAAUUAGCAGAAAGUCCCGUUAGCAUCCUGAACGCAGCGCCAACGCCAGGUCCUCGGCGCCUCGUAAGGAAGACUUCAAACGCACUUUUCGUUUUCGCGUCCUACUCCUUUGAGCAAGCUAAUAGUCAAAUUAGCUUUUCAUAAUUAUCAAAAUAGUUUUCUUGAAGCAAAUACGUUCCCCUUCGUUCUGCUGACUGUCCUCUGAAGCGAUCUCUUAGGUCACACUUCUCCUAGGUUGUACAGAAAUGGAUUAGGGUCAUGAGGUACAUCAUGACAUCAGUACUGAGAGAAAAUUAAAUGACCUACAAGCAGUGAUGGGGGAGCACCAAAGGAAUCGUGUCCUCCUUGCCAGGGUCCACAUGACAGCUAGGCAGACGACGUCAGCUUGGACACCGCGGUCUCUCAGAAGGAUUCCUAUUCCAGCGUCCAGCUGCCACUAAGAUCCACAGCUAGAAUUUCUGACAUUUUGAAAAGCAGGACAUGAACCAUCCUUUUUUACCAGUGACACAGAUAAGGCUAUGCCACGGCACCAGGCUCCUGAGCGGGCUUCCUGUUCUCAGCUGGUAUCCUCGGACUGCAGAUCUCUUUCUGCCUGGUGCUAUGCGUCGUCUUCGCUCAUACUGUGAUGUACCUCCAGUCCUCCAGACCUGCCCUUAACGUUGAUCACCACAGACAUAUCGCUAACUACACAGCAGAGGUCUCCUGCUACUCUGAGAGCAUAUUUCUGCAUCGGUUUCUCAUAGAUUUUAGGGGAAUUAUUUUGAUUGGCUGUUGUUAUUCCUUUUGGCAGUUUUGAAGCCUUAUUUCCUCAUAUUAUGGCUAACACGAAAAUGGGUAACGUGUGGCUGGCAUCUGCCUUUUGAUCCUUUUAUCUUAUUGGAAUCGAUCUCCUCAAACGCACGAUGAGACUGUAAAAACCUGCAAUCUUAUCCGCACAGGAAAACGCAGCCAACAACACCUUGCGAGCACAAUCUUGUUCAACUGUAACUUUGAAAGUGGCCGCCCUCCCCCCCCCCCACACCCCCGGCCCGCUGCCUCCCUUCAGGUAGCUGGACUUCUUUUCAAAGAAAGGUUUACUGUACUGCACUCUCUGUUUCUGCCUGCUCUGUGUAACCGCGUUUCUAUUGUCCGCUCUGUGCCAGAGCGUUGUUUUGGUUGUAAUGUCAUGGGAUAGAUGUACAGUGAACAGUUAGUGUGUCAGUGGUGGUCUAUGAUCGUUUUUAUUCGGUGGUAUUACAUGUGCUUUUACUGUAGUAAACCUUGUGAAAACGGGGUGGAGACACUGAGUGACAUCCUCUUGCUGGACCAUCUGAAAUGUAAAAACAUCUUUUAAACCAGGUCAACUUUUUCUACUGAUUGUGGAUGAAGAAAUCACUUUCCUCAGUCAGAAGCACAACACCAAGUUUUAAAUCCAUUCGCAGACCCAUCGGAAAUGAAUGCAUGACUGUGUCCAGCAUCUCCGCAGCAGGACCCCAGCGCUGACUGACAUGCCUGCAGAAAGGAGGGAUCUUUGCUGGGGAGUCUUUGGCCCUGCGGCACCACAUUUACAGAAGUUACUGAACAUCACCAAAGAUCACCCGGCUUACAUUUCAUUUAGCCCCUCUGAGGCCUCGGAAACCCCCCCCCCCCCCCCAGACAUCAGGCCCAAUCUCCACUCACUAGAGGUGAGCAAAGCUUCAUGAAUCAAUUGCUGUAUUUUGUGACAUCACUAGAUGAUGCUCUCCAUUCAAAAAAGGGCUCAAUUUAUGCCCCAAAGCAAACCAAGAGCAAAAAUAGUCGGGACAAAAAUACGGCGAUUGGUUCACAGAGUUUGACCAUCACUACCAUUAAUACACCUGUCUCUUCAUCCAAUAAGCCCCACAACUCUAUGACAAAUCACACCCAACCCUACAAGCAGAAAUCCCCACCCCAUUUUCUCUUAAAAGGGCCCAAUUGUUUUUAACAGCUGUCUUGCCUGCAUGCAGUUUUAGAUACCAUUGUGUAAAUAGAAAUAUUUUGCAUUAUGUAGGAAAAACAGUCCAAGAUACAAUUGUGAUAAUCAUGCUUUUGUUAUUCUUUAUUUAGGUGAUACGGAGCAUUUUUAUUUUUCACAAUCCUAAAUUUUAACUGUAAAACCUGUCAAUUUGUGUGAGUAAAACUUUGAGAAGUGAAAAUUAGUAAAAUGGAUUGUGAUUGGUCCUCUUGUAGGUGAAAAACUGAAUUUUUUAUUGGCUCCUUCAUCCCCAGGGCUUGUGUCUAAGGCCAAUGAUGGGAUGGGUUUGAGGCUCAUAGUGGGGUGUGUCGAUAUAGUUUGUGGCGAGGGGGCAGGCUGGAGAAUGGGGAACAUUGGGAUGCUUCAUGAGUAGAAUAUCUUAAAAACAGGUGGAAUGAUUACAGCAUAGGUGGCCAGAUUAACCCUAUGGGGUUAUUGGUGGCAUAAUUCCUCAAGCUUGGAACUUGAGGCUAGUUUUGUAAAUGGCUCUUGUUUUGAUAUUAAGAGAUUUGGUCGACACGCAAGUCCUGACCUAACAUUUUUAUGUGAUCAGAUCUGUUGCUUUUCCUGCUUGCUAAGUGCUCGAUAUCUGUUUGCAUCCCUCCUUCGCUUUAACCAGUGUGCCCUUUUUAUCAUUUCCUUUGGAAGAUAGAUCACGUGACAGUGUCUGUAGUUUAUAGAUGGUUGUACUUUGAAAUAUGUAUUUAAAGACAUUAAAAAACAGAUGCUACUUAUGUGGUUAGGUGUUUUAAAAGACAUGAAGAUUAAAAAUUGAAACAAAAUGUCUUAUGAACCCCCCCCCUCCCCCCCCCCCCCCCACUUUUACAGAGUAGUUUGUAAAUGUUGAGUGUUUUGCUCUAUGAUGGUUUUACUGAUGGUCUAAUUUGUAUUUCUGUAAACACUUUGGUGAUCCUGUCAUAUCUGGGUUUUAUAAACCACGCUUAUUUUUAAAAGUGUAGACUUGAGUCUGCCUGUUUAUUUCCUUUAUGUUAAAUCAUACAUAGACCUGUAAGGUGAACAUAUUUCAUAGCAUAAUUUAAGUUCUUUCUUAGCCAUGUGGUUUUAUACAACUGUACGCUUGAAAUAAAGCUAUAAGCAGAAAAAAAAAUCAUAGUGUUAUACAUAUAGAAGAACAGAUUUUUCAGCUCAUUUUAUAUGGUAAUAAACAGGAUAUAUAACAAUGCAGCUCUUCCGGUUGUUGUAAUAGUGCUGAUCAACCGGUUAGGUGACAUCGGCAGCUGCCUAGCGCACUAUCUUCUGAGGGAGCACCGACUUAGCAAGCUAAUGAAGGUAGACUUGUAUAAGUCGAUUCCCUUUUCUAAUUUGAUACACUUUUUGUAGUUCUUCACAAUAUUUGUAUUUUCAAUACAAAUAUCAUUUUUUAAACGUAGUUGAAUGUAUUGACUACUUGAUGUUUCUCUCCCUUGUCAACAGUAAGCUAUGAAACCUGACUUUUCACAAACAUUAAUGUUUACUCCUUUUUCUUACAUUUUGCUCAGCCGUGUAUUUUGUCUACACUUUUACUGUGGAUAUUUGUGCUUUAUGUUAAAUUAAAAUAAACCCAUAAUUUCAA